Molecule: messenger RNA, 1980 nt
Organism: Spirodela intermedia
Lineage: Eukaryota; Viridiplantae; Streptophyta; Magnoliopsida; Alismatales; Araceae
Source: the annotation of a GenBank genome assembly
AUGGUAGUCCUCUGGUCUUCCGCUUGGAUUCUUCUAUUGUUUCGCCGUAUUUUUACUUCUGUACGUCGUGGAUCUUCAAGUUUUUGCUGAUUUUUGUUGUUAUGCUGUGAUCACCCGAAAGUCGAGUUGAUUCUGGCUUCCGAGUACUUUUUGUAGGGUUUCACGGCGCGUCUCGGCGAUUAUCGGUUUUUCAUUGCAAUAACGUUGUUCUUCUCUCUGCCUGCCUGUCUCUCUGUUUGUUUAUCUUUGGUGGAUAGCGCCACAGGAGUCUUUUGCAACUUGAAUUUUCUACUGAAUGCAGAUUAGUCUCCGGAUCGCCAUUCAUCGUCCGUGUUGCCUUAAUGCUUAGGACCUUUAUUUGGUUUUGUCUCUCAAAGUUCGCUAUUAAUCACAUCCUGACGUUACAUAAUUCACCGGAAGGUAAUUGCAAACGUGAUUUGAAUGAUGUGCGCUCUGUAUGUUCUUUAGCUCUCCGUAAUUUCGUGUUUGCACGAACAUUUAUGCAUUCUCGGCGUUACCCCUGUGAUGUCCGCACAUUUCGCUUAUUGUUGGUAAUACUUGAUACAGCCGAAGCAAAUACACGAGAUUAAGGAUUUCCUUCUGACCGCGAGGAGGAAGGAUGCGCGGUCUGUUAAGAUAAAGAGGAGCAAGGAUGUCGUCAAAUUCAAGGUCCGCUGUUCGAGGUACCUGUACACUCUGUGUGUGUUUGACUCCGAGAAAGCUGAUAAGUUGAAGCAGUCUCUUCCUCCAGGUGAUAUUUCUUCUCUCAUCGUAGGCUAUCGAUAUAUCUUUAGUUGAAUGUUAUAUCCGUAUUUGAAUAACUUUAAGUCGUAUUUUUCAGAUGACUAUGUUACUAUUGAAUAAUAUUAGUAUACUUAACCACAUCUGAGACUAUACAAAUGCAAAUAUCGAACUGCAAGAUGCAAACUAUGGAAGAUGUGAUUACAAACUAAAGAAUACGAGGGUAUAAUUCUCCAAAUCUGAACAUAUUGCCACCCUAUGGAAUACCCGUUCAUGCCAAGUGAUAUCUUGUGCGAGGGUGAAUAAACUGAUGGAAGCGGAACGAGUUGAACUCCGAUGAGAGAGUAAAACAUAAGAGAGUAGGUGUGCACCCGGAAAUAUGAGUCGCAGUCGAGUGGACUAGUGAUUUCAAUCCGCGCAGUUUUUUUUGGGUUAAGAAGCUUCAGCUUUGAGAGGUGCUACUGAUGGAGGCUUAACGCAUUGGGUUCUCUUGGAAGAAGGGACCUGAAUAGGGGAGACAGACUCGAGGCUCAACGUCUCUCUCUCUCUCUCUCUUUUCUUUUUUCUUUGUUCCUCGUGAAGCAAUUGGCUGGUUUGAUUAAUUCGGAUACUCCAUGUUUUAAGUGACUGGGUACCUCCUGCCAUUUAAUAGUAGAGCCAAUCUCAUCCUAAUUUCAGAGUUAGAGCCGGCAUUUUGACUUUUGAAAACUAGUUUAGUUGGGUAAAUCGAUAAUCAAAAAUAGCAGAGAAAGAAUAUUGACUGAUGUUCUCAUGUUAUUUUCAUUGAGAGAUUAUUAUGGUUGGCAAUCCGAGAAAGGAGGCAAGCUCAUGAUAUAAUAGUUCAGUGAGUAUCUUAAAAAUAAAUUUUCUUUGUUCAGUAAUAUUAGAAGAGGCCCACUAGGUUCAUCAGGCCCAUUUUAGACUUACUCUCUCCACGUCCCUAUUCUUCUUCAACGAUCUCCACUUCUUCUUCUCUCUCUCUUUCUUUUCUUUUUCUAUCUAACUUCAUGUAUUCCUCGUCUUCAAUCAUCAAUUCUAGGGUUUUCUCUUCCUCUUGUCAAUAAUUAAUAUUUUAUUAUUAUUAUAAACAAAAAAUCAUAUUUUGGGUAAAACUGACGAAAUUCUAAAAAGAAAUCAUCCAAUUUACGAUUCUAUAUUUGUUCUCUAUGACCACAUCUCCAGUGGAGUUACUAAGCGAUUUCAUCCUGUUUCGCAGGUUUGAGUGUCCAGGAAAUCUGA